Messenger RNA from Mesocestoides corti, 927 nucleotides. The record is from the annotation of a GenBank genome assembly. Lineage: Eukaryota; Metazoa; Platyhelminthes; Cestoda; Cyclophyllidea; Mesocestoididae.
AUGUUGGAAGACCAUCCGAAAGAAAACCCAAUAAAGUCCUCAUUUUUUUCUCGGCCACCUCAGUAUCCACUGGAAGUUAAUUCUGUUUACCGUCCUAAAUUUUCGAAUCUCGUGAUAGACAAACCAUACAUUAAACCGUUUUACCUGCGCGAAGAUAAGCGAUCCCGUGGAAGAAUUGACGGGACCUCUGUUGUUGAUGAGGCAAUUCCAACGACUGCUGACUUCAAUUUGAACGAGUCCAACGCGGACGUCAACAUCGAACCGAGUAAAGAGCCAUCGCAUAUUACGGUUAAUCAAGACAUUCAAGGAGAAGACAAAAGCGAGGAAAUUGAGGGUUUGGUUCAUAAUGAUACAUCUGAGAAUGGUUCGACAUUGGAAAGCCAUUCGGUUGUUGAGUGUGGUUCCGAAAAGUCGACCGACCAUGUGUCGUCCCAAGGUACUAGUGUUUCGGGGGUUGUCCCCACAGCACAAAUAGAGCAGCAAAGUGUUACUGAUGCCUCUGCUUUUGUGGAACCCAUCAAUUGUCAAUCCAUUGAAAUAGGUAAAGAAGAUGUCCCGAACAACGUCGCGCCUACUUUAAUGGAGUUGCCUUCUUCUGUGUAUGUCCCACCAUUCCAUUCGGUCCCACCUGUUAUAAUGUCCCAAAAUUUAGCCACGUUCCCCUCAACGCCAAUUGAUUCUUUUGUUAACCCGUUGUUUGUGCCACAACUCUUUUCUCCCGUUCAGCCCCCAAAACCAUUCCCAAAGUCAAAGUGCAAACAAUUUAGUGUUCCAUCAGCGUUCCAGGAAAACGGGCUAUACGGCAUGGGAAUCACUCAAAAUGGCUCUAGUAAAGAAUACUAUGUGAUGGUUCAUGUUGAAGCUGGAGCUACCUUCUCCAUUCGUACUGGAGACCAAGAACAGCAAAUACCUGGUGAGUUUUACUGA